Messenger RNA from Anastrepha ludens (Mexican fruit fly), 1376 nucleotides. RefSeq lists its product as uncharacterized. The record is from RefSeq and is a predicted model, not a curated record. NCBI's taxonomy places the organism in Eukaryota, Metazoa, Arthropoda, Insecta, Diptera, Tephritidae. The coding region runs from base 202 to 1245 and encodes 347 amino acids. The transcript has a single exon.
AAACUUUUUAUAACUAAAUUCCUAUUGAAAUUCACACAAAAUCCAAACUGCGUUUAAUUAAAUUAGCCUAAAAAUUUGAAGUUGGCGUUCUAGAACAAUUUGCAAUAAGAAAACAACAAGAAAAUUUGCAUACUCCAAAAGCGGAAGAAGAAAACAAAAAACGAUUUUAGCCCGAUUGAAAACGGUCAACUUUGAAGAAGAAUGUCAAGAUUGCGAAGCGCUGCCAAGAUGUUGAUCCAACGGCAUAGUUUGCCAAGCGUCGUUACAAGGCUGGCUCGCAUAAUUUCUACCUCGGCACCAGAACCGCACUUCGGUAGCCGCAGAAUGUCGAUACCCGCUGAGCCAGCGCGCUUUACCACGAAGCAACAACUGCCUAGCGAACCGAACGUGGUAAUGGACACAAUCAAUCCCAACAAAAGCAAUGACAAGAGCAACAACAGUGAUGGGAGCGCCAAUGUGUCAAAGCCGUCAAGCAAGGAUAGUAAGCUGCCAGACAUAACCAUUGUGGACAUCAAUGGCGGCUAUAAGCACAUGGACUUUGAACAGCGCAUGGAGCAUAUGGAUCGCGCAGAUAAUGUAAAUAAUGAAGAAGUUGCAAGCGACAUAACCUCCAAAUUAAUUUUACCACUGGAAAGAAAAAUGUCCAACGUUGUCGAUAUUGAUGGCUUUGGCGAUGAUAUGAUGUACGAAGACAAAUCAACAACGGAGUCGCUGCCUCAACCAACAGAAGCAGCCGGCAAAGAAGUGCCAGGUGCCAGCGGUGUUGAUGGCAGUUCGGCAAAUAGUGAUCAACAAUUGGCAGAUACGUCAGCGACUCUGCAGGAUAAACCAAUGCUGGCGCAUGAUGUGCAAGCGGUGGCCUUGGAAAACUCAGAUAAUGGUGGUAAAAUCGCUUCAGUUGCGUCAAAAAACGCUAUUAAUGCUGGAGAAGUGUUUGCUGGUCAAGCCACAGACUCAUGCACCUCCAGCGGCAUUGAGAACAUUUGUGAGGCACCCGUUGACAUAGACGCCUUCGCAAACGAAGAGGACAAAUUGCAAGGUACUGUAGAUAUUGACGCCUAUGGUGACAGUCAACGUAUGCAAUUGCCACCCAUACCAAAGGAGCGCAACAAUAUUUUCGAAUUCAAGGGCAUAAAAAUCAUUAUGCCAAAGCGUAUGCUGCGCGAUGCAACUUAUCGCUAUCGCUUAGAUCCGAAGGACAAGGACAAACCAGAUGACAUUCGAAUCUGCGUGUUUGAGAAGUAAAUCGUGACAUGCACGUGUGUAGGUAAAUGUCGUUUCAUGGAUUUAAAAAAAAUGUUUAGAUUACAUUCUGAAUGAAAUGCGCUUAAUAUAUUUUACAUUUCAUUGUUUAAUAAACUAUGUACAUAACUAAA